GUGGAUUCGGUCUUUCAGCGCUGCCCCACGGCGUCGUGUCGACACAAGUCAACACCUGCAGCCAUUUUACGCUCCGAUGUCGUGAAUCAAAUCCAUCUCUGAGCAGCCCGUCUGCACCCUUGAAUCCAGCAGGUCAAAAAUGGUGAAAAGAAAGAGCUUGGAUGACAGUGACCGGGAAAACUGCCGGGGUAUCCCUUUUCCGAUCCAAACCUUCCUAUGGAGACAGACCAGUGCGUUUUUGCGGCCGAAGUUAGGGAAGCAGUAUGAAGCCUCCUGUGUGUCAUUUGAGCGGGUGCUGGUGGAGAACAAACUCCACGGGCUCUCUCCAGCCCUCACUGAAGCCAUCCAGAGCAUCUCUCGCUGGGAGCUGGUCCAGGCUGCUCUGCCUCAUGUUCUCCACUGCACUGCCAUCCUUCUCUCGAACCGCAACAAGCUGGGACACCAGGAUAAACUCGGGGUAGCUGAAACGAAACUCCUUCACACUCUACAUUGGAUGCUUCUGGAGGCGGCCCAGGAGUGCCACCAGGAGCCUGGCUUGGGACAGGGCUGGUCUGGGGGUAGCAGUGGUAGCAGUAGUGCCUACCUUCAGCCCAUGGGGAACCAGGGUCUCACAGACCACAAUGGCAGCACAGCUGAAGAGAAUGAAUAUGCCCGUGCCAAACUCUACCACAAGAACAUGGCCACUGUGGAGCUCUUUGUGUUUCUCUUUGCCCCCCUCAUUAACCGGAUCAAGGAGUCUGACCUCACCUUUCGACUGGCUGGUGGACUUGUUAUUUGGCAGCCAAUGUGGGAGCACCGUCAACCUGAUGUUCCUGCUUUUUAUGCCCUUGUCAAACCCAUGCGUAACAUUGUUACAGCAAAGAGGAAUUCUCCAGUGAAUAACCAGUGUAGUCCUCAUGAUACCAGUAACCCAUGCCCUGCAGUGGUAUGUGAAUCAGACCAGCCAGACUCCUCCUCCCCCUCGGUGACAGGACAGAGCUGUCGCCGUGGCAACUCUGUGGAGAAGGGAGGGUCCUCAGAGCAGGCCUUUGAGAAAGGAUUUUCACAACCAAAGAAUUUCUCAGUCCCUGGUGGCAUCUCUGUAUCACAGCGAGCAAGGUAUGCCACCUAUUUUGAUGUUGCAGUGCUGCGUUGCUUGAUGCAGCCUCACUGGACAGAAGAGGGUGUGCACUGGGCCCUCAUAUACUACCUGCAGCGGCUGCGUCAGAUACUGCAGGAGAAGCCUGAACGCCCCCCUGAGCCCCUGAUACCCCCCUUACCACGGCCCCGCAGUAAUUCCAUGGUGGCUGCUACCCCUUCUUUGGUUAAUACUCACAAAACACAGGACAUGACUCUAAAAUGUAAUGAGGAAAGCAGGUCUUUGAGCUCUGAGACCUUCUCUAAAGUGUCAAUUACCAACCUCAGGAGACCAGCAGUCCCUGACCUCUCAACUGAGAUGGGUAUGAACAUAUUCAAAAAGUUUAAGAACCGUAGAGAAGAUCGAGAGAGAAAAGGCUCUAUCCCAUUCCACCAUACUGGGAAGAAACGCCAGCGUCGAAUGGGUGUACCUUUCCUGAUGCACGAGGAUCACCUGGAUGUCUCACCCACACGUAGCACCUUCUCAUUCGGAAGCUUCUCUGGACUGGGAGAUGACCGUCGCACAUUGGACCGUGGUGGUUGGCCUUCCACUAUCAUGGGGAAGUUAACACGUCGUGGAAGCUCAGAUACUGCCGGAGAUGUGGACAGUCUUGGAGCAAAACAUUUUCACUCCCACCACAACUUGCCUGAACACUCCAACAGUCACAGUGACAAUACCAUCAAAGAGGGUGUUCGUUCCCAGAUCUCCACCAUCACCAUGGCUACAUUUAACACAACUGUGGCUUCCUUUAAUGUAGGCUACACAGAUUUCUUCACAGAGCACAUUAAGAAACUGUGUAACCCCAUUCCCAUCCCUGAGAUGCCAUGUGAGCCGCUGGCCUGCUCCAACCUUCCCCGAAGUCUGACAGACUCCUGCAUCAAUUACACAUCGCUAGAGGACCGAGACACUAUUGAGGGCACUAACAACUUCAUUCUGAAGAAUGGCAUGCUGGACCUCAUGGCUAUUCUGCGGGCCCUGUAUUCCGUACUCACCCAUGACAUCAGUUCUCGGAUUUGCGACGUGGCGCUCAACAUCAUCGAAUGCCUCCUGCAGCUGGGGGUGGUGCCCAGUGUGAUGAAGAAAGCCUCCAAACCUGAGGACAAAGAGGCGGAGCAUCUGAAGGAGGGAGCCAGCCAGAGUGUGGGUGGAGCUCAGGGGGAGGCGGCUGGAGGCACAGGAGCAGCACCUAAUGGAGGAGAUGGAGGAGGAGGGGGUGGAGAGAGUCGUGGAGGAAGCAGAGAUGAUAUAAAGAAUAACAAGGACAACCAGGAUGGAGACACUUCACUCAGCACUCACAGAUUGGCUCUCACCAUGCUCAUUAAGAUCGUAAAAUCACUUGGCUGUGCGUACGGUUGUGGUGAAGGCCACCGUGGGCUUUCUGGAGACCGCCUUCGGAUGCAGGCGCAGAAUUGUUUGACUACUCUGUACACGCUGGAUAAAGUGCAGUUCCGUCAGACUAUGAAAGAAUACGUUAAUAAGGAUUCGCUCAACAACAUUGUGGAUUUCCUGCAUGCCCUACUUGGCUUCUGCAUGGAGCCAAUCACUGACAAAUACGGCAGUGCAGGUGAGAGGUCCAGGAGGGCGAAUAAAAGAAACAUCGACAAGGCUGGCUUCGGGAACAACUUCACCACUGGAGGAGACAAGUCUCUGGCCCAGAGCAUGGGAACUGUGGUGGUGGGCUGCAUGUUCAAGUCUCUCAUCACAAGAUGUGCCUCCACUACACAUGAGCUUCACAGUUCUGAGAACCUGGGCCUGUAUUGUGACAUACGUCAGCUGGUUCAGUUUAUUAAGGAGUCCCAUGGAAAUGUCUUCCGACGUGUGGCUCUCAGUGCCCUUCUGGACAGUGCUGAAAAACUCAAUACCACAAAAAAAACAGAUGAAAAGGAGGAGACCAAGCCAUCUUCAGCAAAAAAUGAGGAGCAAAUCCCAGGAGCGCUUUUAGGAAGGAAAGACUUUUGGAGGAAGAUGUUCAAAUCUCAGAGUGCCGCCAGUGAUACAAGCAGCCAAUCAGAGCAGGAUACGUCAGAGUGCACCACUGCCCACUCUGGUACUACCACAGACCGUCGUUCACGAUCACGUUCCCGACGGAUUUCACUACGCAAGAAACUCAAACUGCCCAUAGCAUGCCAUAGGAAAGUUCGCCAUCCACUCACUCUCUCCAUGUUACGAAACUGGCUGAAACGCUCCUCUCUAUCUGGUCUGGCUGAUGGGGUGGAGGACCUGCUGGACAUCAGCUCUGUGGACAGACUGUCCUUUAUCAGACAGAGCUCCAAGGUCAAGUUCACCAGUGCUGUGAAGCUGUCGGAGGGUAGCGCUAUCGAAUAUGGGCGAGAGGAAGAGGAGAAUUUCUUCAAGCGGCUUGGUAAAUGGCGGUCUGGUCGGAGGAACCCUUCCAAGCUUCACCACACAGAAGAGAAAGAUGGUUGCCAUGGAUUCCAGGAGCGCUUGGCCGCCAGUCAGGAGGCCAUGAAGAAUAAGAACAUUGUGAAUCUAGGUGCAAUCAGACAGGGCAUGAAGAGAUUUCAGUUCCUGUUGAACUGCUGUGAGCCGGGAACCAUACCAGAUGCUUCGAUUUUAGCAGCAGCGCUGGACCUGGAAGCACCCGUGGUGUCAAGGGCCUCGCUUUUCCUGGAGUGUGCUCGUUUUGUGCAUCGCUGUAACCGUGGUAACUGGCCAGAGUGGAUGAAAGGUCACCAUGUGAACAUCACUAAGAGAGGGCUGUCCAGAGGACGAUCGCCUGUAGCAGGAAACAAAAGAAACACAAAGCUCCAGUGGAACGCAGCCAAACACUUUUACCAGUGGGGAGAUGCGAUAGGCACUCGGCUGAGUGAAAUUUGCCACUCAGACAGAGAGAGUCCAGCCAACAUCUUGGGUUUUAUCUAUGAUGAAGAGAGCAAGAGGAGAGUGAAAAAGGAGGAUGAGGAAGAAGAUUAUCUGGAUGACAACACAGUCAACCCCACAAAGUGUGGAUGUCCCUUUGCUCUGAAGAUGGCUGCUUGUCAGCUGCUUCUGGAGAUCACCACUUUCCUGCGAGAGACCUUUCCCUGUCUUCCCAGACCCAGAACAGAGCCCCUUGUGGAUUUAGAGAGCUGUCGUUUGCGUCUGGACCCUGAGCUAGGCCGUCAGCGCUAUGAGAGGAAGAUCAGCUUUGCAGGAAUCCUGGAUGAUGAGGAUGGACACGAUUCUCUGAAUAGCAGCAGCCACACCCUCAAGUCUGACACUGGCUGUGAGGAAAAGAAAUCAUCACAAGAGCCUCUGGCUCCAAUUAGAAAGAUCCGUAUUGGUGGCUCUCGGUUGCUACAAAUUAAAGGAGCAAGGAGUUUCCGACUAAAGAAAGGAGGCUCUUUAUCUUCUAUCCGCCGAGCAGGGAGUCUGAAAAGCACUAAGAUGUCCAGACAGGACUCUGAGUCUGAGAAUGACGCAGAAUCGGAACGGCUGCUCUCCCAGAGUAGAGAUACUGUCACUGAUAUAGGGAGCCCUUGGAGUGCUAGCGAGCCAAGCAGUGAACCUGAGGGUCCUGGCAGCACAGGGGGUGUGGAGGACAACUACCAUCGCAACAUGUCCUGGCUACAUAUCAUGAUUCUGCUGUGCAACCAGCAGAGUUUCAUCUGCACUCAUGUGGAUUUCUGCCACCCUCGCUGCUAUCAGCACCACAGCCGCUCAUGUGCUCGGCUCGUCCGUGCCAUCAAACUUCUAUAUGGAGAGACAGUAGACAGUCUGAAAGAGAACAGCACUACCGGCAAUAUCAGUGGCCGUGCCAAGAAGAGCAAAGAGUGUUCAGACAAAUCCUGCCUCCGGACCCCAUCCAUGAAGAGACGCCCCACUGACAGCAGUGCUGAGGGGAAAAAAGACACUGGCAUGCUAAAGUACAUCCGCAACCAGGUAAUGAGUCUAUCUCCAGCCCCUCUGUCCUUGCUUAUAAAAGCAGCCCCUAUCCUGACUGAGGACAUGUAUGGAGACAUUUUGCCUGCAGCAUGGGAGCUCCUGCUGAGUGUGGAUGAACAUAUGGCUGCAGCUGCAGCUGCCCUGUUCCUGCUGUGCGCGGUGAAGGUUCCGGAUGGAGUGACAGAAAUGAUGAUGGCUGAGUUUCAGCAUCAGGAAGCAUGUCAGAGAAUUAACUCCAUUUUGAAAUUCUACACUGUCUGGAGAUUCCGGUACCAAGUGUGGCCUCGGAUGGAAGAGGGGGCUCAGCAGAUAUUUAAGAUUCCUCCACCCAGCAUUAACUUCACACUGCCCUCUCCUAUCCUGGGAAUGCCCUGUGUGCCUAUAUUUGACCCUCCAUGGGUUCCUGUUAAUGCAGGCACUGUUCCAGAUGCAAUCAGUGAAGAUCAAUCUAAAUCAUUCUCGGCACGAGCAGUAUCUCGCUCUCACCAACGGGCAGAACAUAUCCUGAAGAACAUGCAGCAGGAGGAAGAGAAGAGGAGGCUCGGUCGUGAGGCCAACGUCAUCACGGCCAUCCCUAUCGCUCAGGAGGCCUGCUAUGAGCCCACAUGUAGUCCACCACCUGAGCAGGAGGAGGAAGAAGAUGUGGUGAACUUGACAUCACGUCGUCUGUCCGUCAGCCCCUCUUGUGCCUCCAGUAACUCCCACAGAAACUACUCCUUCCGCAGGGGCUCUGUGUGGUCAGUGCGGUCAGUGGUCAGUGCUGAAGAUGAUGAGAACACAACAGAACUCACACCAACACAUCACAUGCUGCAGCCACCCCAGUCUGUUUUCCCACCAUGCAUCUGUGCUGCUGUGUUGCCCAUUGUGCACCUGAUGGAAGAUGGAGAAGUUCGGGAAGAUGGAGUUGCAGUAUGUGCUGUUGCUCAGCAGGUUUUGUGGAACUGCCUGAUUGAAGAUCCAGCCUUGGUUCUUAGACAUUUCCUGGAGAAACUCACAGUCAGUAAUAGACAGGAUGAACUGAUGUACAUGCUGAGGAAACUGCUUCUUAACAUUGGGGAUUUGCCUGCACAGACCUCGCACAUUCUUUUCAACUAUCUGGUGGGCUUGAUCAUGUACUUUGUAAGGACUCCCUGUGAGUGGGGCAUGGAUGCCAUAUCAGCCACUUUGACCUUUCUGUGGGAGAUUGUGGGUUAUGUGGAGGGGCUCUUUUUUAAAGACCUUAAACAGACUAUGAAGAAAGAACAGUGUGAGGUCAAGCUUCUGGUUACUGCCUCCAUGCCAGGAACCAAAACCCUGGUGGUUCAUGGACAGAAUGAGUGUGACAUACCCACCCAGUUACCAGUGCAUGAAGACACCCAGUUUGAAGCCCUUUUGAAGGAGUGUUUAGAAUUCUUCAAUAUUCCAGAGGCUCGGUCUGCUAACUAUUUUUUGAUGGAUAAGCGUUGGAACCUUAUACACUAUGCCAAGACCUAUGUGCGAGACAUCUACCCUUUCAGAAGAUCAGUGUCUCCUCAACUUAAUCUGGUUCAUAUGCUUCCAGAGAAGGGCCAGGAGCUCAUUCAGAAACAGGUGUUUUCUAGAAAGUUGGAAGAGAUUGGCCGUGUUCUGUUCAUCAUCUCGCUUACCCAGCGUAUGCCUGCUGUGCACAAACAAUCCCACGUCUCCAUGCUUCAGGAAGACCUUCUGCGACUGCCAUCAUUUCCUCGCUCUGCCAUUGAUGCUGAGUUCACGCUCUUCAAUGAGCCUUUAGGCAAAGAGCUCUUUGGUUUGGACACUUUACAUAAGGUCCUAUGGAUCAAACUGCUGGAGGAGAUGUUUCUGGGCAUGCCCAGUGAAUACCCUUGGGGUGAUGAGAUUAUGUUAUUUCUGAAUGUGUUUAAUGGUGCACUGCUCCUACACCCCGAGGACAGCGCCCUCCUCAGGCAAUACAGCGCCACUGCCAUCAACACAGCUGUACACUUCAACCACCUCUUCUCCCUCAGUGGCUAUCAAUGGAUCCUUCCUACUAUGCUCCAGACAUACGCAGAUUAUGAGAGUAACCCACUGUUGCGUCGAGGGAUUGAAUUCUGCUGCAGGCAGUUCUAUAUUCUCCACCGCAAACCUUUCAUAUUGCAGCUCUUCGCUAGUGUGGCCCCACUGCUGGAGUUCACUACUCGCACUAGUACUGGUUUAUCAAAAGGAGUAUCUUCACAGUGUCUUUUUGACCUGCUGGUAUCUUUGGAGGGAGAGACUGCAGAUUCCCUGGAUGCUCUGGAGCUGGUGAAGGCUGAGAAACCUCUCCGCUCUCUGGAUUUUUGCUAUGGUAAUGAGGACCUGGCGUUUUCAAUCAGUGAAGCCAUAAAGCUCUGUGUCACAGUAGUUGCUUAUGCCCCAGAAUCCUACCGCAGGGAUAACCUGCACCUGCUGGAGGAGGGUCAGGGUAUACUGAGGGAGGAACUGGACGAGCGUAUUGCCCGUGAAGAGUUCCGGCGCCCCCGUGAAUCUCUGCUUAACAUCUGCACAGAGUUUUACAAGCACUGUGGUCCACGCCUCAAAAUCCUGCAGAAUGUGGCAGGAGAACCCAGAGUCACUGCUCUAGAGCUGCUGGAUAUCAAGUCUCAUAUGAGAUUGGCAGAAGUCGCCCACUCCCUUCUCAAAUUGGCCCCGUAUGACACGCUGACCAUGGAAAGCAGAGGACUGCGGCGCUACAUCACAGAAAUGUUACCCAUCACCGAUUGGUCGGCAGAGGCCAUUCGUCCUGCCCUCAUCCUCAUUCUGAAGAGGCUGGAUCGCAUGUUUAACAAGAUUCAUAAGAUGCCCACACUCAGGCGGCAGGUGGAGUGGGAGGCAGCUAGCAGUCUGAUUGAAGGGAUUUGUUUGACACUUCAUCGGCAGCCAAUCAUUUCCUUCCUCCCUCACCUGCGAUCUCUAAUCAACGUUUGUGUCAACCUGGUGAUGGGGGUUGUGGGGCCAUCUAGUGUGGCAGAUGGACUUCCCUUGUUGCAUCUAAGUCCAUACCUGUCUCCUCCUCUUCCCUUCAGUACAGCAGUUGUGCGUUUGGUUGCCAUGCAGAUCCAGGCUUUAAAGGAUGACUUCCCACUCAGUCAUGUGAUCUCCCCCUUCACCAAUCAGGAGAGACGAGAAGGGAUGCUGCUUAACCUCUUGAUUCCAUUUGUAUUGACUGUGGGCUCAGGGAGUAAAGACAGCCCUCAUCUGGAGCAGCCAGAGGUAUUUCUACUUUUGCAGACAGUCAUUAACAUCCUGUUACCUCCACGCAUUAUCAGCACUUCCCGCAGUAAGAACUUUGUUCUGGACGCAUCCCCUGCCCACUGCUCCACCCCAGGGGACACUGGGAAAGACCUGCGUAGAGAGGGACUGGCUGAAUCCACCAGCCAAGCAGCUUAUCUUGCUCUGAAGGUGGUCUUAGUCUGCUUUGAGCGACAGUUGGGUAAUCAAUGGUACAAGCUGAGUCUGCAGGUCAAGGAAAUGGCCCUGCGUAAAGUUGGUGGUCUGGCUUUCUGGGAUUUUAUUGACUUCAUAGUGCGCACAAGAAUUCCAAUCUUCAUUCUAUUGCGCCCCUUCAUACAAUGCAAGCUGUUGACCCAGCCAGCUGAGUCUCAGGAGGAGAUCACGGCCCGUCACCAUAUUGCAGAGCAACUAGAGCGUCGUUUCAUCCCACGGUCCCUCUGCAAGAGCUCUCUGUUUGCUGAGUUCAGCAACGAGCUCAAGAUCCUGAAAGAGGCUGUGCAUAGUGGCUCUGCAUACCAAGGAAAGACUUCCAUCAGUACUGUUGGCACGUCCACCUCUGCAUACAGGUUGAGUCUGGCCACCAUGUCCCGCUCCAACACCGGUACAGGAACUGUCUGGGAGCAGGAGAGCCAACCCUCACGCCAGCCCUCACAGGACACACUCAGUCAUACCGAUGAGGAGGAGGAAAAUGACUCCGUCAGCAUCCCCAGCGUGGUAAGUGAGCACGAAGCUUUCCUCCCCAGGCUCAUUUCCCAGCGGCGUUUCUCCAGUCACGCCACAGGGUCGGCUGCCAGUCAGCCUGAACCAGGCAUGAGCACCAUGCUGCCCAGUCACAGUGAACCCAAUGUGCUAGAUGAAUCCCAGGGGCUUCUGGAGGAGGGUAACCUGUCUAGGGUUGCCAGCGUGCAGAGUGAACCAGGACAGCAGAAUCUGCUAAUCCAGCCACCUCUCGGUCGUAAGAGAGGACUUAGGCAGCUACGGCGACCUCUGCUGUCUAUACAGAGGGUGCAGGACAAGUCUCCUGGACGUCAGGGAGCCAGACUCUCAACAACCCGCAGGAGCAUUCAGCCUAAGAGUAAACCACUCGACAGGGCUCACAGUGACCAAAAGAGGUCUGUCACUUUCACUGAGACCCAGCAAGAACCAGCUGGCAGAUCUCCCACUGCCACUCCCAGCCCCAGCAGCGGCUUACCAGGGGUCACAGAGGUCGGGAGGCUGAGCCAUGCUCCUUCCGUCGCAUCAGAGUCCUCAUCACCUAGCAUCAAAACUGCCCAGCACAAACCGGCAUGGCCACAGUAUGAGAAUAAAGACAGGAAAGAUCAGGGGAGUGUAAGAAGCAGUCUUUCUCCAACCCCCUCUGCUGCCUCAAGCUCCACUUCUAGAGCCUGCUCCCCUCUUCCUCCUCCCCUCCCCAUCCUGAGUACACCAUACCGACUGGCCCCAACCCAGAUCAGAGAAAGCCCCGAGGACGAAGAGACCACUGGGCUUCUGCAAAACACGGACACCUCCUCUAGUGCAGGAGAGGACCGUGGCACGGAGAACCCACUCCUGACCUCGCUGCUCACACCCCACGCUCUCUCUCCGCUCCCCCUGUCCCCUGUUGACCUGGAUCUGGACGAGUCUCACGUGUGAGAAUGUCCAGCUUCUGGAUACUGUGCUAGUUUAACAGGAAGUGGAAAAAGAAAUCCUGUGAUCAGAUUUCUUGAAUAACUUUUUUUUUGUAAACUCUUGACAACGAAGGAGUUAAAGCAUAUUAAGCUAUCAUGGGACAUCCUUUGCAAUUAAUAGACACAUUUAUGAAGCACUGUGCAUAAUUCUACACACCAAUGAAGCUAAUUAACGUUAAUGUACCAUUCAGUCUUUAGUGAGAUAAAUGACGUCAUUUUAAAUCAAACGAGAUAAGCAUUCUGUGAAAAUUAUAACUACAAAAACGAUG
Molecule: messenger RNA, 10166 nt
Organism: Sinocyclocheilus rhinocerous
Lineage: Eukaryota; Metazoa; Chordata; Actinopteri; Cypriniformes; Cyprinidae
Gene: unc80
Product: unc-80 homolog (C. elegans)
Exons: 63
Coding region: 140-9862 (3240 amino acids)
Biological process (GO): monoatomic cation homeostasis
Cellular component (GO): cation channel complex; axon
Molecular function (GO): monoatomic cation channel activity
Source: RefSeq, a predicted model, not a curated record